Messenger RNA from Penicillium cinerascens, 1767 nucleotides. RefSeq lists its product as uncharacterized. The transcript is spliced from 2 exons. NCBI's taxonomy places the organism in Eukaryota, Fungi, Ascomycota, Eurotiomycetes, Eurotiales, Aspergillaceae. The coding region runs from base 1 to 1767 and encodes 588 amino acids. The record is from RefSeq and is a predicted model, not a curated record. Gene Ontology annotation, molecular function: N,N-dimethylaniline monooxygenase activity; NADP binding; flavin adenine dinucleotide binding.
AUGGGAAACGAGGAUUUGGUGGUGGUUGGCGCAGGCUGGAGUGGACUUGCCGCCGUCAAGACCUACCGCGACCUCAACCCGGACAGCAGUGUUCUUCUCCUUGAUGCGGCCACCUCCAUUGGCGGAGUGUGGGCUAAACAUCGUCACUACAAGGGCCUCAAAUCGAACAACUUGUUGGGCACAUACGAAUUCAGUGACUUUCCCAUGGACGAGGCCGCCUUUGGCGUGAAGCCCGGUGAACACAUUCCCUGCGAUGUCAUCCAGGGAUACAUGGAGGCAUAUGCCGACAGGUUCGGCUUCACCGAUCGCAUUCGACUCCGUCACAGCGUGGAGAGCGCCCACCAUAAUCUGGAUGGAACAUGGCAGCUGAGAGUGUCACACGAGGAUAAGGUGAUGACCAUCGACACUCGGAAGUUGAUCGUAGCCACGGGCAUCACCUCGCAGGCCUAUCUGCCUACCUUUGCGGGCCAGGAGACUUUUGGCGCACCUCUCUUUCACUGUCGCGACAUGCUGCAGCACGAGGCCGAAGUCUUCAAACCUGGAGAACGAGUGAGUGUCUUUGGUGGAACCAAGUCCGCGUGGGAUGCGGCCUAUGCCUGUGCAACGUCCGGAAUGAAAGUGGACUGGAUUAUCCGCGAGUCCGGCCACGGUCCAAAUUGGAUGGCACCCCCGUAUGUGACGCCGCUGAAGAAGUGGCUGGAGAAGCUGGUGACCACGCGCUUCUUGACCUGGUUCAGUCCCUGCAUCUGGGGUGACGCCGAUGGCUUCACGCGUGUGCGCAGCUUCCUGCACGGAACUUGGUUGGGACGCAAGAUUGUCGAUGCUUUUUGGGCCGUUCUAGCCGACGACGUCGUGCAACUCAACGGCUUUGACAAGCACCCGGAGAUGAAGAAGCUGAAGCCGUGGGUGAGUCCCUUCUGGAUCGCCUCGUCACUCAGCAUCCUCAACUAUCCCACCGAUUUCUUCGAUCUUAUCAAGGAUGGCACCAUCAAGGUACACAUCGCCGAUCUCGACCACCUCUCUGACCACACCGUACACCUGUCCAGCGGUGAGAUGCUUCCGACAAGCGCUCUGAUCUGUUCGACGGGCUGGCGUUGCACUCCCAAUGUGAAGUUCCUGCCUGAAGGCAUUGAUCGCGAGCUCGGGCUUCCCUGGAGCUCAGACCCUCUAGAUGAGCGCAUGGUCAAGGCCGCAGAUGAGGAGAUCCUUCGCCGAUUCCCUCGUCUGCGCGAUGGCCCUCCUCACAAUCCCAAGUACAAACCGCUCAGUCAAGAGUCGGAAGCGGCCGCGCCACAUCCAUUCCGAAUGGCACGGUUCAUGGUACCACUUUCAUUCGUCAGAGAACGAUCCCUGGCCUUCAUGGGAAUCACCAUGACCAUCAACACGACCUUGAUCGCUCAAACGCAAGCGCUGUGGAUUUCCGCCUACUUCGGGAAUCAACUCACCCCUACGGCAGUUGAGCGCUGCCCACCGGCCGUGCGCGCCGCUUUUGACUCCAAGAGUGAAGAUGGUGCCGAGCUCGACCUGACGUGGGAAACGACCCUGCACUCGGAGUUUGGCCGGUAUCGCUACCCGGGAGGCUUCGGCCACCGCAAUCCCGACUUCGUCUUUGACGCCAUUCCGUACGUCGAUCUGAUGUUGCGUGACCUGGGUCUGACCACGGAGCGUAAACAAGGUCUCCUUGCGCAGUGCUUCCACCCCUAUGGCACCGAGGAUUACCAGGGGUUGGUGGAAGAGUGGAAAGCGAAACAGGCGACACUUGAGUGA